UCGCGCGCCCCCCUCUAUUGUCCUGCGCUCCGCCCUCCGCGCGUUGCGAUGCAGCCGAUUGGCCCAAGGUGUCCGAGUGAAAAAGGUGCAAAUGAACCCAGAUGAGGCCUUCGCGGGGCCAUUGUCAUGUGAUUAUGGAGUGAGGAAACAUUAAUGAAGCCACUCCGGGGGUGAGCGCGACUCGCGAACGUCAGAGACGCGGAGAGGCGGACGCGCCCCGCGCUUCCUACGAGGCACCCAGCUCUGUCUAGAGGAUCGCGUCAAGAGUCCAGGCAGUCUAUGCAGUCCAUACAGCGCAGUCUCGAGGUUCUGGUCUAUACUGUCCAGAGCAGAGAACUGAGUCCACAGAGGCGAUCCAAAACAUCGUGAGAGGAAGCGACAUCGAGUCCCCGCCGUGUUCCGCGUCGUCUCCCUCUGUCGCCGCCGUUCGCACCGUAGAGGAACUUUCACUCGAAUCCCGAGAGAGCGGGAGAGAGAGAGGGGGGAGAAGCGGAGUAGAGGGGAGGGAGCGGGGGAACGCACGGCUCUCGGCUGCGCGGAGAGCGGCGACUCUCCUCCCGAGCGCAAGGCGAAACUUCGACGCGCGCGGGGCCGCGUCCCGGCGCGCCCAGAAGAUGCCGAGGCCCGGGCGGAACACGUACAGCGACCAGAAGCCCCCAUACUCGUACAUCUCGCUCACGGCCAUGGCCAUCCAGAGCUCGGCAGAGAAGAUGCUGCCGCUCAGCGAGAUCUACAAAUUCAUCAUGGAGCGCUUCCCCUACUAUCGCGAAAACACGCAGCGCUGGCAGAACUCUCUGCGCCACAACCUCUCCUUCAACGACUGCUUCAUCAAGAUACCCCGGCGACCCGACCAGCCCGGCAAGGGCAGCUUCUGGGCCCUGCACCCGGCGUGCGGGGACAUGUUCGAGAACGGCAGCUUCCUGCGACGGCGCAAGCGCUUCAAGGUUCUGCUGCACUCGGCCGGCAAGGAACCCGCGCCCUCACCAUACUUCCAGCACCACGCUCACCACGCGCACCACGCUCACCACGCGCACCACCAGCAGCAGCAACAACAGCAGCAGCAGCAACAGCACGCGGCCAAGCUGCGUCUGUCCCUGGCGGCCAGCGGGGCCCACCUGCCGCAGUUCACCACCGCCGCGUACGGUAUGGGGCUGCCACCCGCUUCCAGCUUCAAGCAUCCGUUCGCUAUCGAGAACAUCAUUGCGCGGGAUUACAAGGCGAUGAUGGCGGCGGGCGGCCUCGCGCUCUCCGCGGCUGUGCAGCCCGUGCCCACCAGCUACCCUGUGGCGGCCGGGCUGGCCCCCGUGGUGAGCUCGCUGGCCCCGGGGUGGCCGCACAUGUACGCCACGGGGGUUCUGCACGACGCGGCGACCGCGGGCCCUGUGGCCGUGCCGGGCCUGCGAACCAGCGACUACGGCGCCUACGGAGUCCCCAUCACGCCCCUGGUGUGCGGACACGCGGCGCAGGGCCUCCCCGCGGUGCCCGUGCCCAUCAAGCCCGCGCUUCCGCCGCCUCUCCCGGCUCCCGUGGCCGCCUCGCUCCUCCUCGCCGGGGCCUCCCCGCGGCCCUCCGGGCCGGGUUCCCCGACCUCUCCCGCCGCCGCGCACAGGAGCCCCUCGCCCGGCGGGCACCUCCCGUCGUGUCCCCCCCCGGGUGCCCUGCGGUCCGUGUCGGUGCACUGAAGGAGCGAGACGGGGACACGCGGAUACGAGACACGGGGACACGAGAGACGGGGACACGCGAACUCUCGCCUCGCCCCAACACACGCGGGUUUGGAGUGCGGGUUCAUGAAGCGUCAACACCACCAUCACCACAACCACCACCAUCCUCAUCAUCACUACUCUCAUCAGACACCAUUGUAAUUGUUAUUAUUUCUCCGUCUGACUGUAGCGAUAUUUGGCCGGCAAACCGUUUCGCAAAAGAUGCUAGGGCGACGCGAGGUGUACGAUCUGAGCUGAUGUAAAAUAUGAUACAUGACAUGCGAGGUGUCAGGUGAGAGGCUUUGAGACGUGAGAUGGGAGCUUUAAGGUGUGAGGUCUAGGAUGCGAGGUGUAAGACGUAAGUUGUUUAAUGUAAAAUGUGAGCUGUAUGGCUGUGAGAUGAAGAGAAGUAAUAUGUCGGGCUGUAAGAUAUAAGGUGUGAGAUUUACAAUGUGAGAUGCGACUUAUGAGAUGUGAAUUGUAAGAGGUCAAAUGUUUGGUGUAAAUCUUAUCUGAAGUAUGCUAGUUGUACAAUGUGAGAUUGAGAUGUAGGAGAUUCAACCAGACGCACUUUUUUCGUGAGUCCCACUUCCUCUUCGUGAGGUCUCGACUGCUGUAAAUAAAGGUGUAACGUGUACAGGACGUGACGAGGUGUGUGCAUUGCACGUGUGUGGUGUACAGGACGUGACGAGGUGUGUGC
Messenger RNA from Petromyzon marinus (sea lamprey), 2400 nucleotides. RefSeq names its product forkhead box protein B1-like. Gene Ontology annotation, biological process: regulation of transcription by RNA polymerase II; cell differentiation; anatomical structure morphogenesis. NCBI's taxonomy places the organism in Eukaryota, Metazoa, Chordata, Hyperoartia, Petromyzontiformes, Petromyzontidae. Gene Ontology annotation, molecular function: RNA polymerase II cis-regulatory region sequence-specific DNA binding; DNA-binding transcription factor activity, RNA polymerase II-specific. The record is from RefSeq and is a predicted model, not a curated record.